Molecule: messenger RNA, 1758 nt
Organism: Pseudoliparis swirei
Lineage: Eukaryota; Metazoa; Chordata; Actinopteri; Perciformes; Liparidae
Product: neuropeptide FF receptor 2-like
Exons: 2
Coding region: 1-1758 (585 amino acids)
Biological process (GO): neuropeptide signaling pathway
Cellular component (GO): membrane
Molecular function (GO): G protein-coupled receptor activity; peptide binding
Source: RefSeq, a predicted model, not a curated record
AUGGAUCCGUCCCGGGACCGGCCGUCGGCCUGGAGCUCCGUCCGGCCGAGCUUCUCUCAGGAAAGACUCAACCGCACCUACAGCUUCCACGUGGUCCUGCCCUCCACCUUCAGCUCCCCCGCUGACUCCCUCCACCCACCCUUAACCUCUCUCUUCUCCGGCACCACUCGACAGACGUCCGCGUCAGCCCACCAGCCCGCCUCCUCCUCCUCCUCCUCCUCCACCUCCCCUUUGUCCACCUAUUCGGCCAACCUGGAGAGCAUGGUGCUCUGGACUCUCCACGAGCCCAGCACCAUCGCUCUGACCGUCAUGUACUGUCUGUCUUUCAUUUUGGGAUUUGGCGGGAACCUGAUGUCCCUGCGCGUCCUCACCAACAGGCGGAGCCGGCGGCUGGCCGCCGUGAGCGCCACGCGCACCCUCCUGGUGAACCUGGCGGUGUGCGACCUGGCGGUGGUGUGCGUGUGCAUGCCCAUCACCUUGGGCAGCCAGAUCUACACCGCCUGGGUCUACGGCGACCUCCUCUGCCGGGCGGUGCCCUUCACGCAGGCCGUCUCGGUCUCGGCCAGCGUGCUGACGCUGACCGUGAUCAGCGUGAACCGCUACUACAGCGUGCGAUCCCCGCUGAGAGCGCGCUCGCUGUUCACCCGCCGGCGGAUCUUGGCCAACGUCGGCGUGGUGUGGACGGUGUCUUCCAUCAUGUGCGCUCCCAUCGCCGUGAUGAACCGGCGGCGGCGGAUCAGCUUCGGGGCUUUCGCCAUCCUGAUCUGCGAGGAGAAGUGGCCUCAGCAUCGCUUCAAGCAGGGAUACAACGUGCUGCUCUUCGUGAUGCUCUACUGCCUGCCGGUGACCUUUAACCUCACCAUCGGCUUCCUGACCGGCAGGCGGCUCUGGCGAGGCAAGAAAACCGCUUUCGCCGACCUCGACCCUCGCAGCGAGGCCCUGCACGCCUCGCGCCUCAAGACGCGCCAGAAGAUCGCCAAGAUGGUGGUGUGCCUGGUGCUGCUGUUCGCCGCCUCCUGGCUGCCGCUCUACCUGAUCGACCUUUGGAUCGACUGCGAGCGGCGCCCGCCGUCUUGGCUCCUGCGGACGCGGCCCUUUGCCCAGUGGCUGGGCCUCACCAACUCCAGCCUCAACCCCAUCUGCUACUGCUUCAUCGGGGACCUGUACCGCUCGGCCCGAGCGAUACGGACGCGCUACUACCAGAAGGUCGCCGACCUCUUCGGCUCCUCCUCCUUCUCCAGCUCCGCCGCCGUGGCAUCUCCCGCCUCGCUGAUGACGGACGGCAAACUGACGGCGUGCGAGCGCCAACGCAUAGCCGCCGCCGCCGCCGCAACGAUCCCCCGGCUGCUGAGCUCGGCUCGAGGCCAGGGGCUGGGUCAAAAGGUCGUGGACGGCUCGGACAGCCCAUCCGGGUCCCGCCGCAGCAUCUCGGACCGGUGCCGCUCCGGCCCCAGCUUGUGCGACGGAUGCUCGUUCCCCUGCCGGCUGCACGCCGCACAGAGGGCCGACCCCCCGCCCACGAGGAGACGCUCGGUGAACGAGAGCGCGGGGCCAUUGCCUUUACGGAUCGAGUCGCUGGAGAUAGACGUGCUGCCUCUGAGGAGGCACUCGGGGGGGAGAGCGUACGAUAAGACGGACGUCACCGCCGCGGGAAGGGACAUGCCGUGCUACAGCGGGCAGCGCUCGGGCCACACGUCACAAACAUACUUCCUGGUAGAAGACAGGGAGGAGGAAGCGACCGAUAUGACCAGCCUGUGA